AUGUCUAUCUCCUCCAAGACUGCUACCACCUACGAGUCCGAGUACUCGGCCCACAACUACCACCCAUUGCCUGUGGUGUUCCACAAAGCUUCUGGUGCCCACGUUUGGGAUCCAGAGGGAAACGAGUAUUUGGAUUUCCUUUCUGCUUACUCUGCCGUGAACCAGGGCCACUGCCACCCUAAGAUUGUUGCUGCAUUGGUUGAGCAGGCCUCCAAGUUGACCUUGUGCUCCAGAGCUUUCUCCUCUGACGUAUUUGGUGAGUACGCCAAGUUCGUAACCGAGUUCUUCAACUACGAAAUGGUUUUGCCUAUGAACACCGGUGCCGAGGCCGUCGAAACCGGUUUGAAGUUGGCCAGAAGAUGGGGUUACGUCAAGAAGGGUAUCAAGGAGGAUGAGGCCAUCAUUUUGUCUGCUGUGGACAACUUCCAUGGCAGAACAUUGGGUGUUAUUUCCAUGUCCACCGACCCAGAUGCCACCACCAACUUUGGUCCAUACUUGAGCGGUGUGGGUCCUCAGAUUCCUGGCGAGCCAAAGGGUACAUUGUUGAGAUACGGUGUCAUUGAGGACGUCGAGAAGGCCUUCAACAACGCUGGUGACAAAAUUGCUGCCAUUUUAUUGGAGCCAAUCCAAGGUGAGGCUGGUAUUGUUGUUCCUCCAGAGGGUUACUUCACCAAGGUCCAAGAAUUGUGUAAGAAGCACAAUGUCUUGUUGAUCUGUGACGAGAUUCAAACUGGUAUCGCUAGAACUGGUAAGAUGUUGUGUUACGAGCACUACGAAAACGUUAAACCUGACAUUGUGCUCUUGGGUAAGGCUAUUUCUGGUGGCGUAUACCCAGUGUCUGCUGUAUUGUCUUCCAAGGAAAUAAUGUUGACCUUGUCCCCAGGCUCGCAUGGUUCUACCUAUGGAGGUAACCCAUUGGCCUGCGCCGUGGCCAUGGCUGCUUUGCAGGUUGUCAAAGAUGAGGACUUGGUUAAGAGAGCCCAGGACUUAGGUGCCUUGUUGCGUUCCAAGUUGGAAGAAUUGAAGAGUGAGUCUGAUGGUAUCAUUUCCGAGGUCAGAGGAAAGGGUUUAUUGUCAGCUGUUGUCAUUGACGAAUCCAAAGCCAACGGCAGAACUGCCUGGGAUCUUUGCUUACUCAUGAAGGACCACGGUGUGUUGGCCAAGCCUACUCAUGACAACAUCAUCAGAUUGGCUCCUCCAUUGGUUAUUUCUGAGGAGGACUUGUUGAAGGGUGUCUCUUCUAUCAAGAAGUCUUUGGUGGACUUGCCAAACGCUCCAAAGGCUGCUCACUAA
Molecule: messenger RNA, 1293 nt
Organism: Sungouiella intermedia
Lineage: Eukaryota; Fungi; Ascomycota; Pichiomycetes; Serinales; Metschnikowiaceae
Source: the annotation of a GenBank genome assembly